GUUUUCGGUAUGUCGAACAGCUAGCAAAAGAGAGAUAGACGGGCAAAAAUGGCAUCCAAAACAGCCUUCAUGGCUGUGGUUUUGCUCGUCCUCGUGGCCGGCGAUCUCGCCGGUGGCCAUGUCGUGCCACCGCUCCGGCGCGGCACGCGGAGCCACGGCUGGAUGCAAGGCAUCAAGGGAGGGUUGCCCACUGGCACGCAGCCAUCAGACACCAUUUCUACUGCCUGCCAAGGCGCCAUUUCUUGGGUGGAUAAAGGUAGAGGACUCUGCGCCAUUGCGUUGAUAAUUUUCUGGUGGUACGAUAAAAAGGCUCGGAGAAAGAGAAGCAAGCAGAGUAAAGCAAACAGAACCGCCGCAUCAUCUUUGGCGAGGAAAGCAGCCGGGAGGAAGGCAAGUUCAUCGCGCCUGCACCGGGAUUCAAGCUCCCGCCCCUUCCCCCGAACGCUCCCUGAUAAGAGAUCACAUCACAGGGCGAGCAUGCAUGCAUGCCAUGGCAUCGACCAUCACUAGGUCUGUCAGCAAAGGUGCCGUAGUGUUCAACGAUGCUUUAUAUAUAUUGUUCAGCAUCGAUCUGCUAGUAUGAUGCCGUCUAUGUUCAGUAAUUGUAAGGCAGCAUCGGCUGUAAUGGAAUAAAACAGUGAACACUCUGCUUGA
This is a messenger RNA of Triticum aestivum (bread wheat), 654 nucleotides long. RefSeq lists its product as uncharacterized. The transcript is spliced from 2 exons. The coding region runs from base 49 to 510 and encodes 153 amino acids. The record is from RefSeq and is a predicted model, not a curated record. Lineage: Eukaryota; Viridiplantae; Streptophyta; Magnoliopsida; Poales; Poaceae.